This is a messenger RNA of Closterium sp. Yama58-4, 8175 nucleotides long. The record is from the annotation of a GenBank genome assembly. NCBI's taxonomy places the organism in Eukaryota, Viridiplantae, Streptophyta, Zygnematophyceae, Desmidiales, Closteriaceae.
AUGGUAGCACGCUCAAUCGCGCUGGUUUCUCGGCAUCCCCCGUGUUUGUCGCUUCCACUUGGACAGGGCUGGCUCGGCACGUUCAAGGGAGCGUCAACCGGUCUCUACGCGGGCGUGAGGGGCGUGUUCGAGUCGGUGAAGGCGGCGGUGGGUGCGACGGUCGUGCAGGCGUUCGGCAUCGCAGGCGACACUGUGGACGACGUGCGCGAGAGAAUGGAGAGCGGCGAGUUCCCCCCAUCGCUGCAGCUGCGGGUGGCAGUGGUGUGUGUGGGUAUCAACGACGUGCUGCAGCGGAGAACCAGCGCCGCCACCACGGCUAGCAAGGUGGCAUCGUUGGCAGUGAGUGUGCGCAAGGCACACCCCUCCACCUCUGUGCUCGUGCUGGGGCUGCUGCCCGAGGCGGCCACGAGCAAGAAUGCGUCACUGCCUGACCCUGUGCCGGCUCAAGUUAAUGUCAUCCUCGCCUCGGCUCUCCAAUCAGUGGACGGGGUCUCGUUCCUCGACUGCUCAUCUGCAUUCACCAACCCAGGAGGCUCAAUCAAUGCUGCCGCCUACGCACCUGACUCCUUCCGCUACCUGCAUCUGUCAGCCGCGGGCUACAAGGCAUGGUCGGGGUGUUUCUCACCGCAAGUGAAGACCAUGCUCAAAGAAGCAUCAGCCAGCCCCGCCAUACCCACGCCCCCAGUCCGCACGCCCUCCACCCCUCCCCUCUCCAGCGCUCCUCCCUCCAAGCCCUCGCCUCCGCCUCUCAAGUCGCCCCCCACCACCUCGCCUGUGCCCUCCGGCUCAUCCCCUCGCAAGCAGCCCUCGCAGCAGCAACCACCAAGGGAUAAGGCACCAUCCGCCAACUCAACGAAAUCAAAAUCACCGCCCACCAAAGCCUCUCCCUCCAAGUCUCCUCCCUCCAAGUCUCCUCCUCCAAAAUCUCUUCCCAGAUCUCCUCCGUCUGUACCUCCUCCUUCUACAGACCCUUCUGCCAAAGACACUUCCGCCAGAAACACUUCCGCCAAAGCACCCCCGUCCAAAGCCCCGCCCUCCAAAGCCCCGCCCUCCAAAGCUCCCCCUUAUAAGGCCCCCCCGCAGCAAUCAUCCCCCCCUUCAAAGCCUUCCCCAGUCAAGUCCCCCCCAGCAUCGCCCCUCCUUCCCUCCCCUGCUGCUCCCUCCCUUCCCCCUCCUUCCCCAUCCAAGCUUCCCGCCUCAUCCACACCCAACCACACUUUCGACACUCCUGCGAAGCUCCCUGCCAAGCCCUCUGAUUCCAACAGCCGUUCCCCUCGCAAGUCCCAUGCAAAGAAACAGUCCCCUUUUAAGCAGACCCCCAACAAGCACGUCCCGGCAAAGGAGCCACCAGCAUCUGACCUCCCUCCGCCUGCCUCAGAGCCUCUUUCCAACAAAACGGGUAACUCCAGUAGAAGCCCAAACACUGGGUCUAAACCCGCAAACAACCCGUCUGAACCUGCUGCCGAGCCUGGUCCCAAGUCGUUCAAGCCUGGACAAAACACGUCCGAGCCUGAACCGGGCCGUUCUGAUACCGAGCCUGGCCUUUCAAAGCCUGUGGGGGGCUCUUCCGAGCCAGGAGACAGUCCAUCCGAGCCUAAGCCGAGUCCUUCCAAGCCUGAUGGCUCGACAGGUUCGGGGAUCAAGAGGAUGAAGGGGCGAGACCCUGAGCACCCAACUGGCAAUGUGACGAAGGGGAAUGUGACACAUGGGGAUGUGACAAAUGGGAAUGUGACACAUGGGGAUGUGAAACAUGGGAAUGCGACACGUGGCAAUGACACGAAUGGGAAUGUGACAGAUGGCUAUGUGACAGGUGGGAGGAGAGGGCCAGCAGCAGCAAAUCCAGUGGAGAAACAGCCAGCCUCUGACACCGUGCCAUCUGCCUCGGCUAAACUGCCCCCUGCUUCUAGGUGUGGCACGCGGCUCGAGGUCACAGGGCUGGAUGACCUCGCGUCCUCGCUCAGCCAAUCAGCGGCGGACGCGCUGGGCGCGUCGCGAUGCGGCGCGCCGCACGGCGCGAAUUCCGCGUCGAUUUUGGAUCAAUCCUUCGUCGUCCUGCCGCCUAACUCCUCCGCGUUUCACGGCGCGUCUUACGGCACCUCUCACGCGCCUCGUCAUGGAGCCACUACCGGGGCGAUCCGACCGUCGACUAACUCUGCGCUCAGUGCUCCGCCGUCGAUUCCGCGUCCUCCUAUAGGCAAUACUUUCUCUGCGAGUCCCGGUGCUGUUCCUUCUGCCGCCGCGUCUCCCGCUGCGGGCUCAGCUAGUGCGUCAAACCCGGCGUCCAUCCCGGAAGAGCAGCAGCUGCAGCCGCAGCCGCAGGAUCAGACCCAACCGCAUCCGCAGCAGGGACGAUCGGUGGCUGAGAUUCAGCCUCAGAGCCAAUCUCAAUCGCAGUUUCAUCUGCAGCAGCAUCAGCCGCCACCAAUCAGAGCCGCGCUUCUGCCAACCGUUGGGGGACACGUGGCCGUCCAAUCACAUGCGGCAUUCCAGUCGCCCUCGGGUCGCAGGGCGCCCCCCGCCCGUCUGGACGAGUCGUUUGUGGUGCUGCCUGGCUCGGCUGCCUCUGUUGUGUUGUGUUGUGCUGUGGUGAUUCUCCGGUGUCUGGAGCUGCAGAUUCUCCUGCGUCUGGAGCUGCAGAUUCUCCUGCGCCUGGAGCUGCAGAUUCUCCUGCGUCUGGAGCUGCAGAUUCUCCUGCGUCUGGAGCUGCAGAUUCUCCCGCGGCUGGAGCUGCAGAUUCUCCCGCGUCUGGAGCUGCAGAUUCUCCUGCGUCUGGAGCUGCAGAUUCUCCUGCGUCUGGAGCUGCAGAUUCUCCGGUGUCUGGAGCUGCAGAUUUUCCUGCGUCUGGAGCUGCAGAUUCUCCUGCGCCUGGAGCUGCAGAUUCUCCUGCGUCUGGAGCUGCAGAUUCUCCUGCGUCUGGAGCUGCAGAUUCUCCUGCGUCUGGAGCUGCAGAUUCUCCCGCGUCUGGAGCUGCAGAUUCUCCCGCGUCUGGAGCUGCAGAUUCUCCUGCGUCUGGAGCUGCAGAUUCUCCUGCGUCUGGAGCUCCAGAUUCUCCUGCGUCUGGAGCUCCAGAUUCUCCUGCGUCUGGAGCUGCAGAUUCUCCUGCGUCUGGAGCUGCAGAUUCUCCUGCGUCUGGAACUGCAGAUUCUCCUGCGCCUGGAGCUGCAGAUUCUCCUGCGCCUGGAGCUGCAGAUUCUCCUGCGUCUGGAGCUGCAGAUUCUCCCGCGUCUGGAGCUGCAGAUUCUCCUGCGCCUGGAGCUGCAGAUUUUCCUGCGUCUGGAGCUGCAGAUUCUCCUGCGUCUGGAGCUGCAGAUUCUCCUGCGUCUGGAGCUGCAGAUUCUCCUGCGUCUGGAGCUGCAGAUUCUCCUGCGUCUGGAGCUGCAGAUUCUCCUGCGGCUGGAGCUGCAGAUUCUCCUGCGUCUGGAACUGCAGAUUCUCCUGCGCCUGGAGCUGCAGAUUCUCCUGCGCCUGGAGCUGCAGAUUCUCCUGCGCCUGGAGCUGCGGAUUCUCCUGCGUCUGGAGCUGCAGAUUCUCCUGCGCCUGGAGCUGCAGAUUCUCCUGCGCCUGGAGCUGCAGAUUCUCCUGCGUCUGGAGCUGCAGAUUCUCCUGCGUCUGGAGCUGCAGAUUCUCCUGCGUCUGGAGCUGCAGAUUCUCCUGCGUCUGGAGCUCCAGAUUCUCCUGCAUUCUCCCGCGUCUGGAGCUGCAGAUUCUCCUGCGCCUGGAGCUGCAGAUUCUCCUGCGUCUGGAGCUGCAGAUUCUCCUGCGUCUGGAGCUGCAGAUUCUCCUGCGUCUGGAGCUGCAGAUUCUCCCGCGUCUGGAGCUGCAGAUUCUCCGGCGUCUGGAGCUGCAGAUUCUCCCGCGUCUGGAGCUGCAGAUUCUCCUGCGUCUGGAGCUGCAGAUUCUCCUGCGUCUGGAGCUGCAGGUUCUCCCGCGUCUGGAGCUGCAGAUUCUCCCGCGUGUGGAGCUGCAGAUUCUCCUGCGUCUGGAGCUGCAGAUUCUCCCGCGUCUGGAGCUGCAGAUUCUCCCGCGUCUGGAGCUGCAGAUUCUCCUGCGUCUGGAGCUGCAGAUUCUCCUGCGUCUGGAGCUGCAGAUUCUCCUGCGUCUGGAGCUGCAGAUUCUCCUGCGUCUGGAGCUGCAGAUUCUCCUGCGUCUGGAGCUGCAGAUUCUCCUGCGUCUGGAGCUGCAGAUUCUCCUGCGCUGGAGCUGCAGAUUCUCCUGCGUCUGGAACUGCAGAUUCUCCUGCGCCUGGAGCUGCAGAUUCUCCUGCGCCUGGAGCUGCAGAUUCUCCUGCGCCUGGAGCUGCAGAUUCUCCUGCGUCUGGAGCUGCAGAUUCUCCUGCGCCUGGAGCUGCAGAUUCUCCUGCGCCUGGAGCUGCAGAUUCUCCUGCGUCUGGAGCUGCAGAUUCUCCUGCGUCUGGAGCUGCAGAUUCUCCCGCGUCUGGAGCUGCAGAUUCUCCUGCGUCUGGAGCUGCAGAUUCUCCUGCGUCUGGAGCUGCAGAUUCUCCUGCGUCUGGAGCUGCAGAUUCUCCCGCGUCUGGAGCUGCAGAUUCUCCCGCGUCUGGAGCUGCAGAUUCUCCCGCGUCUGGAGCUGCAGAUUCUCCCGCGUCUGGAGCUGCAGAUUCUCCCGCGUCUGGAGCUGCAGAUUCUCCUGCGUCUGGAGCUGCAGAUUCUCCUGCGUCUGGAGCUGCAGAUUCUCCUGCGUCUGGAGCUGCAGAUUCUCCUGCGUCUGGAGCUGCAGAUUCUCCUGCGUCUGGAGCUGCAGAUUCUCCCGCGUCUGGAGCUGCAGAUUCUCCCGCGUCUGGAGCUGCAGAUUCUCCUGCGUCUGGAACUGCAGAUUCUCCUGCGCCUGGAGCUGCAGAUUCUCCUGCGCCUGGAGCUGCAGAUUCUCCUGCGUCUGGAGCUGCAGAUUCUCCCGCGUCUGGAGCUGCAGAUUCUCCUGCGCCUGGAGCUGCAGAUUUUCCUGCGCCUGGAGCUGCAGAUUCUCCUGCGUCUGGAGCUGCAGAUUCUCCUGCGUCUGGAGCUGCAGAUUCUCCUGCGUCUGGAGCUGCAGAUUCUCCUGCGUCUGGAGCUGCAGAUUCUCCUGCGUCUGGAGCUGCAGAUUCUCCUGCGUCUGGAGCUGCAGAUUCUCCUGCGGCUGGAGCUGCAGAUUCUCCUGCGUCUGGACCUGCAGAUUCUCCUGCGCCUGGAGCUGCAGAUUCUCCUGCGCCUGGAGCUGCAGAUUCUCCCGCGCCUGGAGCUGCAGAUUCUCCCGCAUUCUCCUGCGUCUGGAGCUGCAGAUUCUCCUGCGUAUGGAGCUGCAGAUUUCCCGCGUCUGGAGCUGCAGAUUCUCCCGCGUCUGGAGCUGCAGAUUCUCCCGCGUCUGGAGCUGCAGAUUCUCCCGCGUCUGGAGCUGCAGAUUCUCCCGCGUCUAGAGCUGCAGAUUCUCCUGCGUCUGGAGCUGCAGAUUCUCCUGCGUCUGGAGCUGCAGAUUCUCCUGCGUCUGGAGCUGCAGAUUCUCCUGCGUCUGGAGCUGCAGAUUCUCCUGCGUCUGGAGCUGCAGAUUCUCCUGCGUCUGGAGCUGCAGAUUCUCCUGCGUCUGGAGCUGCAGAUUCUCCUGCGUCUGGAGCUGCAGAUUCUCCUGCGUCUGGAGCUGCAGAUUCUCCCGCGUCUGGAGCUGCAGAUUCUCCCGCGUCUGGAGCUGCAGAUUCUCCGGCGUCUGGAGCUGCAGAUUCUCCGGCGUCUGGAGCUGCAGAUUCUCCCGCGUCUGGAGCUGCAGAUUCUCCCGCGUGUGGAGCUGCAGAUUCUCCUGCGUCUGGAGCUGCAGAUUCUCCCGCGUCUGGAGCUGCAGAUUCUCCCGCGUCUGGAGCUGCAGAUUCUCCCGCGUCUGGAGCUGCAGAUUUUCCUGCGUCUGGAGCUGCAGAUUCUCCUGCGCCUGGAGCUGCAGAUUCUCCUGCGUCUGGAGCUGCAGAUUCUCCUGCGUCUGGAGCUGCAGAUUCUCCUGCGUCUGGAGCUGCAGAUUCUCCUGCGUCUGGAGCUGCAGAUUCUCCCGCGUCUGGAGCUGCAGAUUCUCCCGCGUCUGGAGCUGCAGAUUCUCCGGCGUCUGGAGCUGCAGAUUCUCCUGCGUCUGGAGCUGCAGAUUCUCCCGCGUCUGGAGCUGCAGAUUCUCCCGCGUCUGGAGCUGCAGAUUCUCCUGCGUCUGGAGCUGCAGAUUCUCCCGCGUCUGGAGCUGCAGAUUCUCCCGCGUCUGGAGCUGCAGAUUCUCCCGCGUCUGGAGCUGCAGAUUCUCCUGCGUCUGGAGCUGCAGAUUCUCCUGCGUCUGGAGCUGCAGAUUCUCCUGCGUCUGGAGCUGCAGAUUCUCCUGCGUCUGGAGCUGCAGAUUCUCCUGCGUCUGGAGCUGCAGAUUCUCCUGCGUCUGGAGCUGCAGAUUCUCCUGCGUCUGGAGCUGCAGAUUCUCCUGCGUCUGGAGCUGCAGAUUCUCCUGCGUCUGGAGCUGCAGAUUCUCCUGCGUCUGGAGCUGCAGAUUCUCCUGCGCCUGGAGCUGCAGAUUCUCCUGCGCCUGGAGCUGCAGAUUCUCCUGCGCCUGGAGCUGCAGAUUCUCCUGCGCCUGGAGCUGCAGAUUCUCCUGCGCCUGGAGCUGCAGAUUCUCCUGCGUCUGGAGCUGCAGAUUCUCCUGCGCCUGGAGCUGCAGAUUCUCCUGCGCCUGGAGCUGCAGAUUCUCCUGCGUCUGGAGCUGCAGAUUCUCCUGCGUCUGGAGCUGCAGAUUCUCCCGCGUCUGGAGCUGCAGAUUCUCCCGCGUCUGGAGCUGCAGAUUCUCCUGCGUCUGGAGCUGCAGAUUCUCCUGCGUAUGGAGCUGCAGAUUUUCCCGCGUCUGGAGCUGCAGAUUCUCCCGCGUCUGGAGCUGCAGAUUCUCCCGCGUCUGGAGCUGCAGAUUCUCCCGCGUUUGGAGCUGCAGAUUCUCCUGCGUCUGGAGCUGCAGAUUCUCCUGCGUCUGGAGCUGCAGAUUCUCCUGCGUCUGGAGCUGCAGAUUCUCCUGCGUCUGGAGCUGCAGAUUCUCCUGCGUCUGGAGCUGCAGAUUCUCCUGCGUCUGGAGCUGCAGAUUCUCCUGCGCCUGGAGCUGCAGAUUCUCCUGCGCCUGGAGCUGCAGAUUCUCCUGCGCCUGGAGCUGCAGAUUCUCCUGCGCCUGGAGCUGCAGAUUCUCCCGCGUCUGGAGCUGCAGAUUCUCCCGCGUCUGGAGCUGCAGAUUCUCCCGCGUCUGGAGCUGCAGAUUCUCCCGCGUCUGGAGCUGCAGAUUCUCCUGCGUCUGGAGCUGCAGAUUCUCCUGCGUCUGGAGCUGCAGAUUCUCCUGCGUCUGGAGCUGCAGAUUCUCCUGCGUCUGGAGCUGCAGAUUCUCCCGCGCCUGGAGCUGCAGUUCUCCCGCGCCUGGAGCUGCAGUUCUCCUGCGCCUGGAGCUGCAGAUUCUCCUGCGUCUGGAGCUGCAGAUUCUCCUGCGUCUGGAGCUGCAGAUUCUCCCGGGUCUGGAUCUGCAGAUUCUCCCGCGUCUGGAGCUGCAGAUUCUCCCGCGUCUGGAGCUGCAGAUUCUCCCGCGCCUGGAGCUGCAGAUUCUCCCGCGCCUGGAGCUGCAGGUUCUCCUGCGCCUGGAGCUGCAGAUUCUCCUUCGUCUGGAGCUGCAGAUUCUCCUUCGUCUGGAGCUGCAGAUUCUCCCGCGUCUGGAGCUGCAGAUUCUCCCGCGUCUGGAGCUGCAGAUUCUCCCGCGUCUGGAGCUGCAGAUUCUCCUGCGUCUGGAGCUGCAGAUUCUCCUGCGUCUGGAGCUGCAGAUUCUCCUGCGUCUGGAGCUGCAGAUUCUCCUGCGUCUGGAGCUGCAGAUUCUCCUGCGUCUGGAGCUGCAGAUUCUCCUGCGUCUGGAGCUGCAGAUUCUCCCGCGUCUGGAGCUGCAGAUUCUCCCGCGUCUGGAGCUGCAGAUUCUCCCGCGUCUGGAGCUGCAGAUUCUCCCGCGUCUGGAGCUGCAGAUUCUCCCGCGUCUGGAGCUGCAGAUUCUCCCGCGUCUGGAGCUGCAGAUUCUCCCGCGUCUGGAGCUGCAGAUUCUCCCGCAUCUGGAGCUGCAGAUUCUCCCGCGUCUGGAGCUGCAGAUUCUCCUGCGUCUGGAGCUGCAGAUUCUCCCGCGUCUGGAGCUGCAGAUUCUCCCGCAUUCUCCCGCGUCUGA